Molecule: messenger RNA, 3108 nt
Organism: Seriola dumerili (greater amberjack)
Lineage: Eukaryota; Metazoa; Chordata; Actinopteri; Carangiformes; Carangidae
Gene: tmprss15
Product: transmembrane protease, serine 15
Exons: 26
Coding region: 1-3108 (1035 amino acids)
Biological process (GO): proteolysis
Cellular component (GO): membrane
Molecular function (GO): protein binding; serine-type endopeptidase activity
Source: RefSeq, a predicted model, not a curated record
AUGAAGCAGCGCCUGUCGUCUCUGGAGUUUCUCCUCUGCGUUGUUUCUUCUCUGCUUCUCGUCUGUUGUGUCGGACUGAUCGUGAUCUCGUGGAUCAGCCUGAGGCCUGAAGGUGCCGUUGAGCCAGUGGUGCUGAGCGGCCGGAUGGUGAUCACAGAGGGAGCCGUGUUCUACGAGGAACUGAGGAACCGCAGCAGUCUGCUCUUUAAAUCUCUGGCCUUCGACGUCCAGCAGCUGGUGUCCAAGGCAUUCGCCCACACUGAGCUCAGACGACUCUACAAGUCCUGUCAGGUGCUACACUUCAGUCGGGGCAGUGUGGCCGUGACCUUUGACCUCUGGUUCAAUCAGCUGAUUGAUGUGAAGGAGGCGGAGCGGCUGCUGGGGGCGGGGCUUCAGGAGGCAGACAGUGGAGGACUGGUAAUCGACAGAAGCAGCAUCCAGAUCACAGGUGAGUGUGGGGUCACAGCCUCCUGCUCACCAUCUAAUACUUUCUGUGUCUCCACAGUGACGUGUCCUCCUCAUCAGGAAGCCUGUGCUAAUCGAUUAAUGUGUGUUCCGAUUGAUCGGUUCUGUGACGGAGUGGAUGACUGUCCAGACGCCUCUGAUGAAGACGCCGCUCGCUGUGCGACAGCAUGUGAUGGACAGUUUGUACUAAGAGGACCGAACGGCUCAUUCAGUUCAUCAGACGCUUCUGAGAGCUACAACAGCAGCAGUGAAUGUCGCUGGGUCAUCAGGGUCGACCGAGGACUGUCAGUUCAGGUCAGCUUCCACCACUUUGAAACAGAAGAAAACGUUGACAUUGUGAAACUGUAUGAAGGAGUGGGAGGAGUCAAACGGCUCACAGCUGAGCUCUCAGGCUCCGCCCCUCCUGGGACUGUGUGGCUGCUGACUGAUCAAUCAACUGUUGAGUUUAUCUCUGAUGAUGUCAACAACUUGUCAGGGUUCAGCGCCACCUACAGGGCAGCCAACACCUCCAACCUGUCCAACCAACAGAAGCUGACCUGUGCGUUUGAGCAAGGCAUGUGUUUCUGGAGGAGGCCGCAGGACCCGGAUGAUGGAGACUGGAUUCGAAUCAGCGGCUCCACGUUUCCUCCGCUGACUGGCCCGAGUGUCGACCACACGCUGGGAAACAGCUCAGGUUUCUACAUCGUCACGCCUCUGAGUCCCGGCCAAUGGCUGAAGAGCUUCAGGAUCUACAGCCUCCCUCUCACUCUGCCCACACAGCCCAUGUGUCUGAGCUUCUGGUACCACAUGUUUGGAGAGGACGUUCACCAACUUCGAGUCCUGCUGCUCCCGUUGUCCCUGUCACAGCCUGAACCUGUCGUUUCCGUGGUGUUUCAGAGAGACGGUAACUAUGGCAACAACUGGAACUACGGCCAGGUGACACUCAACCUGAUGACUGAGGCCAGGGUUGUGUUUGAAGCUCUUAAGAAAGGAGGGAUGAGGAACGACAUCGCUCUGGAUGACAUCACACUGACUGCUGCUCCCUGUGGCCCCGCUCCCCCCGAGCCAACCAAUGUACCGCCUCCAACGACCACGCCCCCUAUACCAGCUGACUGUGGAGGACCCUUUGACCUCUGGGAGCCAAAUUCCACCUUCAGUUCACCAAACUACCCACAAUCCUAUGGGAACAAGGCUCACUGUCUGUGGACUCUCCACGCUGCAGAGGGAAACAUCCAGCUCCACUUCUUGGACUUUGAUGUUGAAGCGACCUAUGACGUCGUAGAGGUGCGGGACGGGGCAGGGCCUAACUCCACCUUACUGGCCUUCCUCACUGGCAGUGAUGGCCCCGCCCACGACUUGUUCUCAACAACCAAUCAGAUGACAGUGUGGUUCUUUACAGACAGCUUAGGACACGGUCGAGGAUUCAAAGCCAACUUCACAUCUGGCUUUGACCUAGGGUCACCAGCUCCGUGUGCACCUGGACAGUUCCAGUGUCAGACAGGAAGUUGUAUCCAUGGCAACAGUCAGUGUAACUCUGUGGUCGACUGUCCUGACGCCUCAGAUGAAGCUGACUGUGUUGUGUUGCAGGUGAAUGGUUCCAGUCGUCUCCAGUUUCAACUCGUCUCUACUCUGUUCACUGUGUGUGCUGACACCUGGAAUUCUCACCUGUCUGACUUCACCUGUCAGUACCUGGGAUACAGGUCUGGAGAGGCCUCGCUGCUGCCGGCUCUGCCACAAGAUUCACCGUUUACAACCGUCACAGUCACCAGUAAUGGAACACUGGAAACCACUCUCAGUGAAACCUGUCACAGUGAGAAAGUGAUAUCGCUGAACUGUGAUAACCAACCUUGUGGACUUCGUCAAGUCACUAAUGUCACCAGAGAGAUGGACCAAUCAGAAGAGAGGAAAGCGGGUCCUGGUAAGGCCCGAGUGGUGGGUGGAGCUAAUGCGGCAAAGGGGGCAUGGCCGUGGAUUGUAUCUCUGCAGUGGCAGGGGCGUCAUAUGUGUGGAGCCACACUGAUUGGCCGUGACUGGCUGCUGACUGCUGCACACUGUGUCUAUGGGAAGAACAUCCACCUCCGGUUCUGGUCGGCUGUUCUCGGUCUUCAUGCUCAGACGGAUAUGAACUCAGAGGACGUUCAGACCCGACCAAUUGAUCGCAUCGUCAUCAACAGACAGUACGACAGACGAAGCAAACAGGCUGACAUUGCCAUGAUGCAUCUGCAGCAGCCAGUCAACUUCACCCAGACCAUCCAGCCGGUGUGUCUCCCUGCUAAAGGUCAGGACUUCGUAGCUGGAAGAAAAUGUUUCAUCGCUGGCUGGGGACGUGUCACCGAGCAGGGUUCCCUCCCUGAUGUUCUCCAGGAGGCCAAGGUUCCUCUGGUGGUCCAGGAUCAGUGUCAGCGUCAGUUACCUGAGUACACUAUCACCUCCAGCAUGGUGUGUGCUGGAUUCCCUGAGGGAGCGGUCGACUCCUGCAAGGGUGACUCUGGAGGUCCACUGAUGUGUCUGGAUGAUGGACACUGGACUCAGAUUGGUGUGACCUCCUUUGGGAUUGGCUGUGGGCGUCCUCAGAGACCUGGAGUCUACGCCCGAGUCUCCGCGUUCGUCUCCUGGAUCGCCCAGACCCGACGCUCCUCCACCCCACCCCCCUCCCACCUCUGA